CAGGAAGAAGGCAACAUGACUUCGUUUACGUGGACGCUGGUGGUCUUGGGUAUCCUGGCGGUGGGCUCUCAAGGCUCUCUCCCACAGCCUCGGUUGUCUCCGCGGCGCUAUGAAGACUUGGCGUGGAUCGAGCAGACGUCUUCCGAGACGCAGAGUGCGGAACGCUUUCAGGAGGUCCGGCGGGGCGACGAGAGGAGCGUCCAGGUGCUGCGGGGCGCGCGGACAGGUGCCGACACCCACCUGAGGCACGAGGGACGGAGGAAUGACGCAGCAAUACCAAUUAACUGCAAAAACCGGCCAAUUGACCUGGUUUUCAUCAUAGACAGCUCCCGCAGUGUGCGCCCUGCUGAGUUUAAAAAGGCCAAAGAGUUCCUGCAGGAAAUGGUGGACAGCCUGGUCAUCGGAAGAGAUGCCACUCGUGUCAGCCUCGUUAAUUAUGCGAGCACGGUCAAGAUUGAGUUUCUCCUCAACACCUAUUUUGACAAAUCCUCCGUGAAGCAGGCACUCGGCCAGAUCGAGCCCCUGGCUUCAGGCACCAUGACGGGCAUGGCCAUCAAGACCGCCAUGGAAAAAGCCUUCGCCAAGGAGGCCGGGGCCCGAUCCGCCUCCAUGAACAUCGCUAAGGUGGCUAUUAUAGUGACUGACGGGAGGCCCCAGGACAAGGUGGAGGAGGUGUCAGCGGCAGCCAGAGCAUCGGGGAUAGAGAUCUAUGCAGUGGGAGUUGACAGAGCCGACAUGGCUUCCCUGCAGCUUAUGGCCAGCCAACCACAUGCUGACCAUGUCUUCUAUGUGGAGACCUAUGGUGUGAUCGAGAAGCUCACAUCCAAAUUUAGGGAAACCUUGUGUGGUUUGGAUCCAUGUGCUCAAGGACACAACUGUCAACAUAUCUGUGUCAACAGCGGCGACUCGUACAGCUGCAAGUGUCGCCCAGGCUACGUCUUGAAUCCAGACAAGGAAACAUGCUCACGUGCAGAUGCCUGUACCCAGAGACAUGACUGCCAGCACAUUUGUGUCAACAGCGGUGACUCAUACAUGUGCCAGUGUCGAAAUGGAUAUGUGUUGAAUGCAGACAAGAAAACAUGCUCACGUUCUGAUCCAUGUGCCCAUGGACAUGAUUGCCAGCACAUUUGUGAAAACAGUGAUGGAUCAUAUAUCUGCAAGUGUCGACUUGGAUAUAUGUUAAAUACAGACCAGAAAACGUGUUCACGUUCUGAUCCAUGUGCCCGCGGACAUGACUGUCAGCACAUUUGUGUAAACAGUGAUGGCUCGUACAAGUGCAAAUGUCAAGAGGGAUAUGUGUUGAAUCCAGAUAGAAAAACAUGCUCUCGUUCAGGUACAUGUGCAGAGGGGCAUGACUGCCAACACAUUUGUGUCCAAACUGAUGACUCGUACGUAUGCAAAUGUAAAACAGGAUAUGUUUUGAAUCCUGACAGGAAAACAUGCAUACGUACAGAUGCAUGUGCUCGGGGACACGACUGCCAGCACAUAUGUGUCAACAGCGGAAGCUCCUAUGUCUGCAAGUGUCGGCUGGGAUAUGUGCUGAACAUGGACAAGAAAACAUGCUCACGUUUGGAUGCAUGUAUGCAGGGACACGACUGCCAGCAUAUUUGUAUCAACAACGGUGAUUCUUACAACUGCAAGUGUCGAGUAGGAUACACACUAAAUUCAGACCAGAAAACAUGUUCACGUAAGGAUUUGUACUUUAUUCAAGGCACACUUUUUUUAUAUGGCAGGUUGAUAGUGACGUAUGACCACUUGAAGGAACAGUCUGGCACAAGCUUCCCUAAAGCUGCUGGCAUGUACAUCAGGAAACUUGAUGAUUUUCAGUGCAGGUCUGGGUCUACAGAAUGCCACGAAAGAAAGAAAUCAGCAGUGUCCAUUGAUAAGCAAUUGUUCUUGCCCAUUCAUCUGGGAAGGGUUGUUGGGCCAUUUCUAAGCAAUUGAAUGUCCGUCAGUGGGAAAGAUUAUUAACAAGUGGGAAGCUUGGUCCAAACUGUGUCAUCUAAUGGACUAUUUUUUAAAAGACAUCAGCAAAUCUACAGCAGAAUGGCUGAAAAAG
This is a messenger RNA of Fundulus heteroclitus (mummichog), 2059 nucleotides long. Its product is annotated as matrilin-3. Gene Ontology annotation, molecular function: calcium ion binding. The coding region runs from base 16 to 1944 and encodes 642 amino acids. The transcript is spliced from 9 exons. The record is from RefSeq and is a predicted model, not a curated record. NCBI's taxonomy places the organism in Eukaryota, Metazoa, Chordata, Actinopteri, Cyprinodontiformes, Fundulidae.